CCGAUGCAUCUUGGGGUGUCUGGGACCCCUAUUACCCAUACUUGUGACAACAUUGAUUAUUAAUAUUUUAAAAUCUUUUUUCUAACGUUUUCAUAUUUAAAAGUGAAUUAAAUUCAUUUUUUCUGAAAUUUCAAUAGAAGUUAAUCAGAGAUAUGAAUUCAGAUUCUAAACUAUGUCAGGGUAAAGAUGUCUUGGAACGAAUGAAUUAUUUAUAUCAGGCAAGUCGUCUAAUGGCACUAAAAAAUAGAGUAGCUGCAUCAUUUUAUGGCAAUGUGAUGAUUGGAUGCUCAAAGAAAUCUGUUUUACGAAUAGAAUCGGAUAUAAAAAAGACAAUUUGUAAAUGCUGUCAAUCUCCACUUAUACCUGGUAAAACAGCAAAAGUAAGAUUGGUUUCAAAACCACAAAAGGCUGUAAAAUGGACAUGUUUAACAUGUUUAAGUAUUAAAAAGUAUCCUACAAAAAAAGGAUACAGAUUAUGGACAGAGCAACCUAAUUCAAUAGUUCAAAGUUUUAAUUAUGCUUCAAAAACUAAUACAGAAAUAAACAAAACGGAUGUAAUAAGUACAUCAGGGAGGUAGUGUUUUGAAACAUAGGUAUUCAUCUGCAUUUGUAAAAUAUUAACUGUGUUCAUUUCCUAGAGAUCCUAGAUUAAUUAAGAAUAAGGCAUUGAAUUAAUUUGUACACUUAAUAGAUUUCAACAUAGAUUUUAUAUUUAAAUUAGAAAAAAUAUCUUUUAUUAUCUGCU
Messenger RNA from Osmia lignaria (orchard mason bee), 745 nucleotides. It is a transcript of the gene Rpp21, whose product is annotated as ribonuclease P protein subunit Rpp21. NCBI's taxonomy places the organism in Eukaryota, Metazoa, Arthropoda, Insecta, Hymenoptera, Megachilidae. Gene Ontology annotation, biological process: tRNA processing. Gene Ontology annotation, cellular component: nucleolar ribonuclease P complex. The record is from RefSeq and is a predicted model, not a curated record.